Messenger RNA from Budorcas taxicolor (takin), 759 nucleotides. It is a transcript of the gene CMTM2, whose product is annotated as CKLF like MARVEL transmembrane domain containing 2. The record is from RefSeq and is a predicted model, not a curated record. NCBI's taxonomy places the organism in Eukaryota, Metazoa, Chordata, Mammalia, Artiodactyla, Bovidae. Gene Ontology annotation, cellular component: membrane. The coding region runs from base 1 to 759 and encodes 252 amino acids. The transcript has 4 exons.
AUGGCUGAUAAAAAGGACAAACCCGGGGAACCGGCGGCAGCAGCCCCAGCAGCCCCAGCAGCCCCAGCAGCACCUGGAGCGCAGGAGGCCGAGAAGAAACCAGGGGAGCCCAAGAAAAAGUCAGAGCAGCCCAAAGAUGAAGUGGGAACGAGGAAGGGGUGUCGCCGUUACAAGUGGGAAUUCAAGGACAGCAAUAAAGAGUUCUGGAGUGUGGGGCACGCUGAGGUCAAGCUCAUUAGCUUGGCCUGCCUAAUAGGUUCGCUGGUAAUGUUCACGGGGACCACUGUACACCCCAUCCUGACACUCAUCAUCACCAUGGAGAUAUCCAUCUUCAUCUUCUUCAUCAUUAUCUACACCUUCGCCAUCCAGAGAUACGUGCCCUUCAUCCUGUGGCCCAUUUCUGAUCUUCUCAACGACCUGUUUUGCUGUGGCUUCCUCGUGGGGGGCGCGGUCUUCGCUAUCAGAAGUCGGCAAACAGUGCCACCAAACUACGUUACCGCUGUGGUCUUUAUAGGUGUGGCCGCCCUUUUUGCUUUAGUGGACGUUUGUCUUCAAAAGAAACACUUCAAAGGCAAGAAGGUCAAAAGGAAUGUGCUGGUUCCUCCACCACCAAAGGAGCCUGAAAAGCCAAAGCCUGCAGAAAAAACAGGGGAGGCAGGGAAAAAAAAGGAGGCAGGAAAACCAAAGGAACCCAAGGCAAAGCCAGAUGCCAAGAAGGGGGAAGCAGACAAGGGCAAGGCAAAGGGGGGCAAGAAGUGA